This is a messenger RNA of Athene cunicularia (burrowing owl), 11952 nucleotides long. It is a transcript of the gene SYT14, whose product is annotated as synaptotagmin 14. Bases 551 to 3001 code for a protein of 816 amino acids. The record is from RefSeq and is a predicted model, not a curated record. The transcript is spliced from 9 exons. Lineage: Eukaryota; Metazoa; Chordata; Aves; Strigiformes; Strigidae.
GUGGAGAACGAACUUGCGGUGUACAUGAGCUAAUCUGCAUUAGGAAAGUAUCUCCUGAAGCAAUUGGAUUCCUGUCUGCUGUUGGAGUGUUCAUUAUUCUCAUGUUGCUACUUUUCCUAUAUAUUAAUAAGAAGAUGUGUUUUGAAAAUGUUAGCAGUUUCCCAGAUCUCGAUUCAGGAUACACUACAAGAAAGAACUCACAAGAUAAACUUUGUUAGAAUAAAAAAAAAAUGUAUUUCCACCUCACACAGUUGUCUUAUUUCUGAAAAUAAUGAAUUUCAUUAUGGCUAGUUGAUGCUGCAGUUGAUGAAAGACUAUGGUUUUGCUGGUUGAUUGUGGCUUCAUUUCAAGAUAUUUUCUUAGCUGCUUGCUUAUUAUUUUCAAUGCAUAUUGAAUGGAAAGAGUGAAGCUGCAACUUCCCCUGGUAAAUGUAUUGAGUUUGAUAGCAAAGCAAAUAGCUCUGACGCUGAACUUGGAGAAAUGGAGUUGAUCUGUUCGUGAAAAAGAGGACCUUUCUGUAUUAAAAAUUGUUGCAGAAUAGGUUGGACAAAUGGCGUUUUUCAGAAACCUCCAUCAAAAUCUGAACCUUCCGUCUGUAUCUUCUCUGGUCGACACGCUUAGCAGUGCUGUGGAUGAUCUGACCAGUGUUGUUGGAGAGGUUGGCUACAGUGUAGCUGAUUCAGUAACAGAACAAGUCACGAGCAUGAUACAUGGCCUUCGGGCAGAAGAUGAAAGCUCCAAAAUACAGAAUGCUAAACCUGUUGAAGAGAAAGAGGAACCUACACCAUCAUUAACUCAGUCUCAGGAAAUCAGUAUGAAAGCGAAGAGAGGUAGUGCAGAACAGAGAGAGACUCAUUAUUCUAAUUGGAUAGAUUUUGUAAAAAAAGAUACAAGUCAAGAUGGAGCAUCUGAGCAUGUCAUGGACAAAAACCAGUGCCAGUUAAAAGGCACAGAUAGUAAUAAUCACUUAAGUUAUACAAAAGUGCCUCAGAAUUCGAACGCUGUAGGAGGACCUUUUAAAAAGGAAGCAGUAGGAAGAAAUGAGUAUUUUGUAAAUGAUAAGUUUUUGAAGGACAGUAAUCUGAAAAUUAAUAAAUCUACAAUGGAGCAAUCUAUUGAGGAAGAAAAUAAUUGCCUCCAUGCAGUAUCGGAUAAUUCUAAGAAUCAUUUGCAUAGAAAAAUCAAACCACAGUCACCUGGAGUUGAUUUUAAAGAUUCUGAAGACACGCGCGAUGUGAAUGUUCCCCAAGCUUUAGAAACAAAGCUUGUUGAAGUAGGAAAGCAAAAGUUAUCAGACUCCAGCCUGAAGAAGAUGCACAAUGACCAUCCCAAUUGCAUUAAUGAAAUCAAAGAAAAGAAAUCUGAAACCUUUUUUUUGAGAAAAGGAAAAUCCGUAUCAAAGGAUGAGGAUGAUAUGUCAACCGCAAUUGCAAUAGUGGGUAAAAAGAAAAACUCAAAGAAAUCAGAAAGAGAGCUAUGUAAUAAGAAGACAGCAGGAAAAGACAACUCUUAUAUGAGUAAAGACCAGCAUGGUUCAUCAUCUGAGAGUGAAGAUGAAGCACUGGGUAAAUAUCAUGAGGCCUUGUCUAGAACCCAGAGUUCCAGGCUGCCAGUGGUGGAUGGCAGACAGCAAAAAAACUAUAUAUGGGAAACCAGACAAAAAUAUAGUCCCCUGUCUGCAGAAUAUGAUGGAUACAGUAGUGAAGCCUCAAUAGAUGAAGCGAACUGCAUUCAGAGGAUGAGAAGAACACCUCCGCUAGAUGAACUGCAGCCGCCUCCAUACCAGGAUGAUAGUGGUUCUCCUCAUCUUUCAUGUACGCCUUCUGAAGUUGGAGACAGUAAAUGUGAAUUUUCCCAGUGUAGCAACAGUCCAAGAUGUUCGUAUAAGUGCCCAAGUGAAGGAAGCACGGGACACGAAAUAGAAAGCUUUCAUAACAAAGGAUAUGAAGAGGAUGUACCAAGUGAUAGUACAGCUGUCCUUAGUCCAGAGGAUAUGUCAGCUCGAGGAUCAUCUUCACAGCUUCCUAAACCUUUUGAUCCUGAGCCAGUAGCUAAAUAUGGCACACUGGAUGUGACUUUUGACUAUGACUCACAGGAACAGAAGCUUUUGGUGACAGUGACAGCUGUCACAGACAUUCCCACAUACAGCAGGACAGGUGGAAGCUCGUGGCAAGUACACCUAGUUCUUCUCCCUAUAAAGAAGCAGAGAGCAAAAACCAGCAUCCAGCGGGGACCAUGCCCUGUCUUCACAGAGACAUUCAAAUUUAAUCACGUUGAGUCUGAGAUGAUUGGGAAUUAUGCAGUUCGCUUUAGACUGUACAGUGUACGUCGCGUGAAAAAAGAGAGGAUUGUGGGAGAAAAGAUUUUUUACUUAACAAAAUUGAAUCUUCAAGGGAAGAUGUCAGUGCCAGUGAUACUGGAACCUUCUUACAGUCUGUCUGGUUGUGACUCUCAAAUGAGCAUGUCAGAAGUGUCUUGCAGUGAAAGUACCUCCUCCUGUCAGUCUCUGGUACAUGGCUCAGCUCCAGAAAUCCUCAUUGGCCUCCUUUAUAAUGCUACAACUGGAAGAUUAUCAGCAGAAGUGAUAAAAGGCAGCCACUUCAAAAACUUGGCAGCGAACAGACCACCCAACGGACUGUUCUGUUGUCUAAAACACUUGAUAGGUGGACAGGUUUAUAUAAUCCGAGAUACAUAUGUUAAGUUAACACUGCUGAACUCGAUGGGGCAAGAAAUGUCCAAAUGCAAAACUUCAAUCCGCCGAGGACAGCCAAAUCCAGUAUACAAAGAAACCUUCGUUUUCCAAGUGGCAUUGUUUCAGCUUUCAGAUGUGACGCUCAUACUGUCUGUAUAUAAUAAGCGCAGCAUGAAACGAAAAGAGAUGAUAGGGUGGAUUUCCUUAGGUCUCAACAGCUCAGGAGAAGAUGAACUCAAUCACUGGACUGAAAUGAAAGAAUCUAAAGGACAGCAAGUAUGUAGAUGGCAUACUUUACUAGAAUCAUAGUGGACAAUAUAAAGUGCAGUUGUGGUUUUAAGGGAGUUUGGUCUCUUAGGAUGAUGAUCAUCCCCCGUCACAAUCAACAGAUUUGUUGUAGAAGUAAAAAACAAAAAAUGAGGUCAACAUUCCAUCGUGAAGAAAUGCACAACAUGCAAAAUGGUGGGAUUUAAUAUAUAAUCUUCGCUUAGUGUCAGACACUUCCUUGGUGUCAGAGAAGCCUUGCUGUACACAGAUACAUUAGCAGUUCCUCCCCCAUCCACCUGAUGCUGUAUUUGUUUGGGUUUGUUUUGUGGUUUUCAAUUCAAACAUUUUAUGUAAGGUUCUCCAAAUGAAUGUAAACUCCUCCUUGUGUAUUUUUUGUGUUGCUCUAAUAUUGUAGCUUCUGACCUGCCUGCAUUCAGAUUAAAGGUCAAUAAUUUGCACUCUGAGAAAAAGUUAAUGAUCUGUAGAACAAAAGAAAAAAAAAUCACUGGUGGAGAACACUUAGUGAUAUAGCAUAUAUUAAUAUACUGUUGUUUUACACUGAGUUUCUUUUCAGGAGUUUAGUGCAAGUAAGUUUGCAUUUUUUGAUAUGUGGUUGGUUUGAAAAAUAUUAGCAUUUGGGCAUCAGGUGAACUUUGACAUCAAACUAAUGUUUCUUCAAUCUGUGACAGGAACGAGCUCUAUAUAUGGCAUAAAUUGGGGUUUUUCCUCUUGCCCAUACUUCUGCCUAAUCCAAAGAGACCAGAUCAUUAGUUGGUCCCUUCCAAAUCUCCUUAGACAGGUUGUACUGUAAAACUAUGUAACUUUCUGUUGAAAGCACUUCCUGUAUUCAUGUAUUCCAAUGUAGGAAGCUCAUAGAGCACGACUUUACUAAAAUAUAUUUUCAUUAAACAAAUCAAUAUGGUUUUCUUUAAAAUGUCAGCAGCUGGAAGUUAGGUUGAAAGACUGAAGGAAGCAGCAACAGUUGAACUGCUCUGAACGAAUGUGAAACGCUAUGGCUUUUGUUGAAAUAGAUAUCAGUUUUAGUCUCUUUGGAGCUGUUCUAGGGACUACCAUAUGCUCUUUGUUGGAAGUAGGGAGCAGACCAGGACUUUUUACCUUUCUUCUUGGAGAAGAGAACAUCAGUAAGAUGUUUUUCUAGUGAUUUGCCAGCAAUUGAGUGAAUGUUCACACCCAAUAUAGAAGUUUGCUUUGCUUAUGUUCAGGUUGGGAAAUAGCAGCUUUCUAACACCACAAUUGAGAAGCCACAGUAUCACCAAAAAGUUUGCCAUCAGAUAAACACUCAUGGCUUCCACCAAAAUUAGGCAAAUAUCAGUGCUUCUGAGAUUCCUGUUUGUCCCAAAUACUUUAACUGGAAUCACACUAAUUUACUUAUUGCUGAAUCUAAUUCAUAUUACUGAAAUUGUGGAUUAUUGAGUAAAUAUUUUUAAAAAGCUUCCCAAUUAAAAUAUUCUAUUUGCCUGUAAUUGUAAGUUUCAUUUACUUUUAUUUGUUGCUGUAUGGAAAGCAAGUGAUUUUUUUAUAUAUGGUGUCUUACUAAUAUGGGUCCUCACUGACUGAUGGGUAAAAUAAUGAAGUUUUAGAUUUUGUUGAGAGAAUUAGUAGUGGCCUAGAGUGUCCUCAUUAGGACCAAUGUUUUUCUCUUGAAUUUCUUUAUAAUACCUUUGAACCAUCCUGGCUUUAGCAUAUACAGACAGUCAAGUACAGUGAGAUUGGAGACAGUGAGUAUGCUAUGAAAAAGAAAUUUCAUAUGGUUCUCAAAUUCUCACAUUACUUAAUGAAAUUGUUAAGUCCUUUUUAAAGGAUGUAUGUUGUAACUCCAUUUCUUGGUUUAUUUGGUGCCUUUUGAGGGGUUUAUUUGCAGAGAUAGGCUUUCAGGUUUUGUUGAUUUAAAGAUUUAAAACAUUAUUACAGGCUUUGGGUUUUUUCCUGGUAUUGUGCUGCUGCUUCGUUUACAGAAACUUUAUUUACUAAAUACAAAUAAUGCAGAAACUUUCUUUAAACAGGAAUGGUCUUGCAGUAAUACAAUACAAGUUGUCUCUCUCAGUCCUUUUUGUUGCUCAGUUUGUGAAAUGUAAUGUUGAGUGUAGAAUUUAAUAAAAAAAAAUGAACAUUAACUUUAUAUGCAUAAGGAAAAUUCUCAGAUUUUCCCUAUUCUUUCAGCUUUCCAUACAAUAGAAACACUGACUCAGAAGCUGUUCAAAAGCAAUUUUUCAGUGGAUGUGAAGUGUUUUCACUCAUUCUGUUUGUGGAUAUUUGGAUGCUCUUUUCUAAAGCUGAAAGUUGUCUCUUGAUAGUUGUCUCUUUGUACAGGUUUUGCUUUGUAAAAUAAUGCACAGUAUUUAACAGUAAGAACUGAACAAAAUAAUUCCAGUGAAGACUAUAGUUAACAUCAUCACUAAACAAAUGAAGAAGUCAUAUUUGGAAGGUGCAUCAAAUCACCUCUUACAGAACCAAACUAAACUAAACUAGGUUGCAGUGCUUCAAUUUUACAUCUAACCAUUCAGAUUUCUAAGGCACUGAAAUCUUAGUUUAAACACAGCAGAGAUUUACAGUAGUCUGUGUUGGGCACAUUUGGGAAGAGGAAUCUCUUUCUAGAUCAUGUUCCCAAGGUAUCUGGGUCUGGUCUGUGCUUCACAGAAAGAGAUUUGGCUUGGGUUUAUACCGUACAAAGACUGGGAACUGAAUGUAUAAAGAAGGGAAAUGAAUGUUAAAUUCUGAGGCAGUAGAGUAUGGAUUUGCCAUUCAAAACCAGUAAUACCAGUAAUUGGAUUUGCCCUGGGAUUUUUGAGUUAGUUAUAGUAUCAAUAGCUUUCAUGUUAUUUUUUCUCCCUAGAUCCCGUUCUUAUGAUUUGUUUGUAAUUCUGUUUUCUUAAUGCUUUAUGCAAACCUAUACUUUUGUAUUUGAAAUCUGCUUUUAGAUACUGGGGUUUUUUUAAUCCUGCAUAAGGGCUUAUACAUACAGUAUGGUUUUGGUCAUUCAGUUAUGUCUUAGGCAUGGGAAAGAAUUUCUAAAGAACAAGGUAUCAGAAACAAAUCAGAGGCAUUGGUGUUUUCCUCAGAGACGUCUUUUUUUUUUUUUCAUAGCUUUUUGUUGUUCACCUUUGUUCAGAAGUACAGUAAGUGCUUGGAAGAGUUUAUCAAACUAAUUACUUUGCUGUGUGCCAAUAUACCAUGUAGAGAUAAAGUUCUUGAAUUGAAUCUGUUUCUUGUCAGUGUAGCCUUAAAUAAUUAUAGAACAAUGACAUUCUUACAGAUUCUAUACUUGAAAAUAUUGCAUCCUUGAUCAAUUUUAUUUAAUGUUUAGAACAUUUCACAUGGGUCUUCUUAAGGUAUUACGAAUAUAAAAAAUUGGUUAGUUCCUUUCUGUAGUAAGGGCAAGAUUGUGGAAGGGCAGUCUAGGCAGGCACAAAAUUGUUGCGCAGAAGGAUGAGAGGUUGUACAGUGUCUGCAAGACAUCAUUGUCUUCCACACACAUGGAGGCAAAGAGUCAGCAGAGCCAUGCUUCUGUUCCCCAAUCAGCCAGGUAGCACAGGCAAGGAGGAUAGUACUGAUAAGAUUCAAAGCUUGGUCCCCAAGGCACUGCCUCAUGCUCAGGACUUAAGACAUCCAUGCUGUAACCACACUGUGAGGUCUGACUGCAGAGACAGAAGUUAGGCAAGGUGUAAGUGCUGCUACUGGAGAAAUACGACAUAAUUUCUAAAUCCAGUUAAAGUUCUCUAACUUAAUAAUUAGAUGUUGAAAUAUGGUGAGCCCUUGGAAUGACUGUGUGUCUUCUUACUGGAGCUGAACAUUUAUCAGUUAAGACAGUACUUGAGCUGAAAACAGAUUUUAUGGCAUACACUGUACGAAAUACUUUCACCUGUAAAUUUUUGCAACCAUUCCUGAUGGCAGAUGCAGUGCCAGCAUCAGUAUCUUCCCAUUUUUCACACCUUUGGAGCAACUUUUUUUGUUGUCUAAAAUUUGUGUUUGUGUUACUGGUUUGUUCUCUUUUAUCCCUAAUGACUUGCUCCUGCAAACUCCCCAGCACCCUGAGAAGCUGUCUGUGGCAGUCACCUUGACCUCAGAAGUCAAGGGCACUCUGCACCACUUACAAUAAGGUAUUGGUGCAAAAUUCCUGAGACCUGCCCAACUCCCUAAGAUUUCUGAAAUGUUUUAAUAUAGUGAAGCAGAAGAAAAUAUUUUUCCUUGAAGUAGAUGUUUUAAUGUAGGAAUUUUAUACAGAUUGCUCUUACACAUGCAAGUUUUAACAAAAAGUCUGCAGUAAAAUCAGAGAAUGAGGUUUUAGUGGAAAAAUUUUGGCCUGGCUGUUCCACCUUGAAGCUGACAGCAGAAUUCCCUUUCAUUUAACUGGAAGUUGUACUGAGCCAUUUACUUAUUCGUCACACUUUUCUGGAGGAAAAAAAGCUGUCCUGUUUAAGGCAGUCUUUGAAAUUAUGGCUUGUCACCUGUAAGGCAGACUGACUUCCUCCUGUAGCUGAAUUCUCAGUAACAGCUAAACAUCCAUUUAAUUCUCACACUGAUGUGCAUACUUGCCUGACAUUAAUGUUAAUGAGAGGAGCCCAUGGGCAUCAACAGGGGAGGAGACCUGACCCUGAAGGUGUGAAGUGCAAUAGGAUCAGUGGGUUAGAGCAGUGGCGCAGCAUGGCGCCUGCAAUACAAUCCCACAAAUGGGAUUUCGAUUAUGAAUGGAGGUAAAAAAACCAAAUAUCCGUAUGCUGUCACAAACUUGUUAUUUAAUCAUUAUCUCUUAUUUUUGUUUCUUCUUUUUCCUCAGCUUCUGAAAUAUUUUCAAAACUUAAUAUUAAAAAUGUUGAAGCAAUCCCCAAACAUCUUGAUCCUUUUAACUGGAACAUUCAGCAAAGUUUAUUGUUAGAACGAGCCAUCAAGAAUGUUCUGUAUUUUUGGUCUAUUUAACUCAACUGCCAGAUUUUGUAGUGCAUCACAGCUGGAUUUCAGACUACUUUGUUCCGAUGGUAGUUUUUGAGGGGAAAGUCACAGGAGCAUUUGCUUGUCAGUGAAUCAAUGCCUGAUGAAGAGUUGUCAUCUGGGAGUGAGAGCAUUAAAAUUAGAGAUGGCUUCAUACAGUGGCAGCAACAGUGACUCAAACUCACUCUUGAAGCCGUGUGGCCCUCGGAGGGCCUUACUCAGAGAAAGCGUGACGUGAAUUGUGGGAGUUCAUACAUUCAAAGCAGCACCAGCCUGUGUGGCCAUUCCAUGGCUUCUAACCUAGUGUAUUUUACAGAUGGAAGCAGGGUAGGUGCUGUUUAUUUGCCUAGGGUGAGUACCAACAGGCCUACAUAGUUUAGCCUUAAGAACUUAUCACUGACUUUGCUUAAGUUCAAGCAGGGUUUCUUCCUUUCUGCAGACUAUGCAGAGAUCUUGUGCACCCAGUGUAUCUGCUUAUAUUAUGCCUGUGACUAUGGCACAGUUAUAUUAAUGCUAGCAAGCAUAGUUCACACGUAACAUGGUGUGACUGAAUAAAUGGGUCUGAUACGUGCUGGAUCAGGUUUUGCUGUGCCGGCUUAUGCUGUUGUAAUACAGAAAUAAGAUCCUUAUGCAGAGGAAUGUGCCAGGAGUCAGGAAAGUGGGUAGUAUUGCUCCUGUAGGAAUGAAGACCGGGAAACAGCUAUGCCCAGGAAAUGGGCAAGGCUCACCUAAUAGCAGGGAGAAUUAAUUCACUUCCUUGGAAGCAUCUACUGGUUGAGCUGGCAUAAAGCCUUCAAAAGCUGCCUGUCUCUAAGGACCCUGCUCAGGAGAGUAGAAGCAGUAAUAAUAUACCACUGAAGGAAUACCUCAUGGACAUUCAGGGAUGUAAUUAACGUCAUCCUUGUUUUCUCAUAUAUCAAGACAGGAGUCUUGCCAUCAAGUUAAUUUUUUUUUGUUGUUGUGGACAUUUCCCCUGUGGACAUUCACUGCAUGCUAAGGGUCUAAAGUGGAUUGCUUUCUAACUUUUGGUUCAUCUCCAAAGCAUGGGUUUGAAUGAGUUCACAGAAUUAACUGGAAGCAUUAUCAUAGCUUUGAGAUGUAAUCUCUAGGCCAUAGUGCAAGCAAGGAGCAGGGCUUUGAACAAGCUUUGAUAGUAAAUUUUUCAAAUGGCUUAUGAUGAUGUUUUAAGAAAUUUCUAAGCAGUUGAAUGUAUUAGGGAAUAUUUACAAAAAAGGAGAUAGAGCAAUGAUCUUUUUUUACUAUACAGCUAGUUUGCUGUCCUUUCCAGUAAACCACAAGGUUCAUUAGUGCUCAGUACUGUUUCAUUUACAAUAACUGUUUUUAAUGUGAUUUUCAUGAAAAAGUGUAAUUAGUGAAACCUUUUAUUGAAUUUUUCCCUUUCUUUGCUUUUUUUAAGGAGAUAUUUCUCCUUAUAUAGUAUAUAUAUACUUUCUUACAGAGCUUUCUUACCUAUUUUUAUAUAAGAUGAUUUAACAAUUUAAAAUUAAAUGCUCUAUGAGCAAGCUAUAUCACUGUUACGCAAUCUAAAGUGCUAAUAUAACGACUAAGGGCCUGAACCUACUGCCUUUUACUCAGGUCCUGGUUUAACCACAUGUCUUUCAUGCUGUGUAGUACCUUUCCCUAUAAGCAGUUCCCUCCCUUUCUCCAGGAGGACUCAGAGAAAGGCACUAUUAACAUGAAUAACAGUGGUAAAACUGAGCCUCCUCUCCAUUCUUAGCAGGACAUCUGUCAUCAGUAAAGGCUGCUGGCUCUGUCCCAAAAGUAUAGUUACAGAUUAUAGUUCCCUUGAUCUUCAGUAAUUUUGAACUUGCUUUCUAGUGACUAUAAGCUAAUAAUUGAUCAUAGUGAAUAGAAAUAUUGAAUUGUGCUGUUAUCAGCAAGAUUUUUAAAAUGUGUUUCACAUUUUAAUUCAUUCUUUUAUUGGGGUAUAAGGAAUUGGUUUUGUGAAGCAUUAUAUUGCAUAGAGACAGCACACAUUCACGGUAUUUUUAAAAAGUAUGAAAUAUACAGUAUGUAGCAUUUUCUUUCAUACUUUUAUACUGCCUGUAUGCCACCGAUAUACUCGGUGCCUUCUUUCUUUUGUAUAAAACUAAUACAUAGGAAAACUAAAGUUAUGGUGUAUAAGCAAUGUCACUGCAACUGAAGAGAUGUCUUAACCUGAUUAUUCCUAGUACAGGAGGUUUCAAACGGCAGUUCAGUUCAACACAAUGUAUUUCUUUGAAUUUGAAGCUUUCCCCUUUCCUUCCUUGCCCCCCUUUCCAAGAAACCUCCUCAUAUGACUGUUUAUUCUUAAUUGAUUCCUGUGUCUGAUGUAAGUCACAUGGUGUUAACCAAAGAACCAAGUCUGUUUCUAAUUCUUUGGACAAAUGAUGUUUGGACUUGCUGUUACUUAAAGACAGAAAUGAUAAAAUGGAUCUUUUUGAACAAAUAUAAAAUAGGCUUCUGUAAAUGUGACUCAUAGCUGAAAAUUCAAGAUACCUCUUUUUUUUUGACUGAUUGUGCAUUGUUGUAUCAGUAGCAAAGUGUUUGAGUUUUAUUUCUUUGUGCAUUUUAAUCAAAGUCCCAUCACAAGCAAAAAUAUAAGUCGGCCAGUGCUGUCAAAAUAGCUUGUUUUUCUCAUUUUAUACCUAUAUCUGAAGUGUGCAACUUUGAGAACAGAUUCAGUUUUUCUGUGUCUGAAGUCCUGAUACUAUAUAAUAACUGUCUAUUGUGUGCUGGACUUAAAGAAACAGACUCAUGCUGCAUUGUAUGUACAUUUCCUACCAGUAUCCCUUUGUUGUGUAAUUUAUGUAAUAUAACAGUUUUCAACUACUGUUUCAACUUGAAAUUCCUUAAAUUUCAGUGCAUGUAUAGCCUUAAACAUUUAAGACACCAAGCACAGUUUUAAUGGGAAUAGGUUAUAUUUGCAAGUCCUGUUUGGCACAGAAGUCAGAGAACUAUUUUUAUAUAUCAAAGGCUGUAGAAAAUGGGUCUAUUGCAGUCAUGUUAUCAACCAUGCUCCUAAUGAUAUGCAAUUUUUAAGAAAGCAUUUUUGCUGAAGUUUUUAGGGUGAAAUAUCAGUGCUCAUUUCCUUUCUUGAAUUUGCUUAUUUUGUUUUCAUACUUUCAUUUCUGUACAGAACCUUGGAGCCCCUAAUUAAUGUCCAUGACUGAAUUCACCCCUAUUUUCAGAAUUCCUUGAUCUGCUUUUCUUCUCUGCUACAUUCUUAAGUUGAAUAAGCAGUAAUUAAAAUUCUUGGGGGGAAAAAAAAAAAAAUAUUUUGUCAGUAACAUAAUUAGAGCAAAUGACUGUUUGCAACUGUUUAUGCAGAUUAUUAAAGUUUUAGGACUUUGUUUGAAACUGUCAUAAUCUAGAUGAAGGCAUAUGCUUCAUGGCAUUUCAGUCCACAGCAGGUGAAAACAGGAGUCCUGGUGAUGAACGUGCAGAUCCUGCAUAUUGGGUGUCAGAUUUUAAAUCCCCAGAGGGAUUUGUAAUUAAGUGUCACAUUGUAUCUACAGUAUCUCCAGUUGUGUGUCACCAGAUACUUGUGGUUUUGCUUUGUUUUCAUUAUUAUUACCUAGCAAAAAAACUACUUUUAUCAUUUUGUGCUACGGUAUAUUAAUCUUGAGGGUUUCCGGUACGCAAGGUUGGUUUAAUGUUGUCAGUUCUCUUUUUGUAAAAAAAGCUGGACUUUCAGCACAUGCAUGUCAUUACUAUUCUGAUUUUGGGGAGAGGCAGAAUGCCACCAGCUGGUUUAAGUUAUACUUACCUGUACAGCACAGGUAACUUUAAUGCCAUGUUAGUUUGAUUAAAACAUGCUAUAGUAUAUUUUCAAAUCAUGGAUCUGUCACAACAUUAAAAUAGUCAUUUUGCAUAUCUGAAGCUUUGCAGCUGUGGAUUUGUGUUUUGUUCUGUUUGUAUUGAUUAUUCUGUGAAAUGUAUUGUCAGUUUGAGAACUGGAAUGGGUAUCCUUUGGUUAUUUCAAAGUAUUUUCUGUAUGUGGAAUCAGCUUUUUGCAUGUGAACUUCAUUGCUGGAAAGUAUUUG